UACAGAAAACGAAAGAAAAGAAUAGGAAGAAUAUAGUGAAGAGAGGAAAGAAAUAUAUUAGACAUCAGGAAGAACAUAUUGACAGUAAAAGCUGUCAAUCAGUGGCUCCUGUGUAGGGUGGUUUCUUCAAACAGAGGCUGGAUAUCCAAAUACAGGGAGAUUUAAGUCUAAUUCAGGAUCCUUUGACUUUAAAGAGUACAUUUUUAAAUUGACUAGCAAUAGAGCAACUAAUUCAAGCUAUACCAUUUCCGCACAACUGGCAGAUUCAAUUCAGCACUCUGCUCUGGGAAUAUAUCACAAAGAAAAUCAGAAUAUUACUUGGAGUCUUGCCAAAAUGUUCUAUUCAGAUUUUUCCCCAAAUGACGAAACCUUUGAAUUCAAUGACCUACUGCCUAGGGAUAUUCUAAACGAAUGGAAUGUAUUUCCCUGUCCCGGCCCAUUCUUCUCCUCCUUAUCUCAGUCUGAAAUGGCCAUCCCAGAGAUUAAAAAAAUAUGGGUGAGAAAACACCUUUGUAAUGGAUACGGAGAGAUUAAAUCUUGACUAUCAUUUUUAGGAUUGCCAGAACAGACUAGUUCUAAAGAGCCAGACUGGAUUUAUUAGCAGACGAUUAAAAACUGUCAAUUGCAGUCAUUGAAAAUGGUGUUGUCAACAAGGCAGAGAAUUCCUCUUACGUUGCCUAAGGGACUAUUCAAGAUUUGCUUCUGGUACAACUUUGUCACUUCCUCUUGUUUCCAUGCUUUUCAGUCUCAUUUAUGAACUGUAAAUGUUUACAGGAAGAACAGAAGGUGGGGAAAAAACCUACGUGGAAUGAAUUUUUCCACCAUCCUUACUUGUUUACACCUUCGUGUAAAAUCAGAGGUUUCUUUUUCUCUUGAUGCCCUUUUGGAAAAAAAAAGGUUGAGAUACAAGGGACUGUAGAUUGUGGCAAAGUUGAGGAAAACCCAGUUUGUGACGCCCCCUCAACCACAACCCUCUUGAGGGGCUUUUGGCCAGUCCCUCCCCAUCGGUCAAGAGCCUGGAUGAUGGGAGGAGGAAACGGUCUGCUCCACAACGGGAGACACAGUUUCAGGCCUUCCUUCAGUUUGACUUUGGGUCCCUCAGCUCUAAUUCACAGAGAAUAUGUGGGGAAAACUAAUAGGAAGAGGAAAGGUUAGGUGUCUUGAGCUCCCAAAACGAAAGGCUGGAUAUGAAAAAUAAAUAGGUUUCUGAUUUCCAAGACUUCAGUCUACGACAGUGAUUGGCAACUGAGAGUCCUCUACAUGAUAAGGGCAACCAUGAGCUCUUGAUGAUGUUACUCUUUCAGUCAAUAAAGUUUUCUGGGACAGAUCUCUCCGUAUCUCCCAAUCUUGCGCUACUACUUUGAGAUGUUCCAUGCUCUGGCAGGUGUCCGUUUUGAUGAUGUCCAGCCAUUGUGUUCUUUAGCGACCUAUGGUUUCAUCCAUAACUGAAUAAAUCCUCCUUAUAAAGGGUCGAGAUCCUAGCGAGUGGAAGUCAUCAUUCCAGGAGUAAAGCAGAUGGUAUAACGUUGCCAAGGCUGAAUGAGGACAGCUGCCUCUCCCCCAGUGGCAUGAGCCAAUUCCAUCCCACCUGGCAAAGAGGACAUGCUUGUGAGUGCUUUCAGUUUGGGGGGGGGGGAAUGUCUACAUCUGGUGGGUACCUUCUCUGCCAUGAUGCCUACCUUGUGGAGCAUUGCCAGGCCUGCCCCCCCCCCCAGGACCGAACAUCUCUCCCUGUGACUCCUUUGCUGAGGGAGCUGUUUUUAUCCUCCCUUUGCCCAGAGUGAUAAAUUUUGUGUUUUUGCUAAUAAUUACUGAGACGUUUUCUAUUUUUAUUGAUUUGGGCCGAUUUAUUUAUUAUUGUGUGCUGCCUAGAGUCUUCUUUGAGGGAGAUGGGCCACAAUAUCAAUUUGAUUAAUCAAACGAUCAAUUUUUGGAGAGAGAGUUCUCAUGAGCAAGAAUCCUGUAAUAUCUUCAGACAUAAUGGUAUCACAAGAUUCGAGGCAACAACAACAGCAGUAGCAAAAUGUGGGAUGCUGCUGCCAUUCCCUGAAACCACACAGUGGCCUGCAAAGUGACAUCCCUUUGGUUUGCAGAGUUUGAGAUCCACGACUGUAAGAUUAUAGGUUAGUAUUUGGACAUGCUAAAUACUCUUAUUUAAUGAGUGAUGAAUGUAUUGAUAUUAUUUCUGGCUUAUUGUGCAGUCAAAGGAGCAAGAGGUUGGUUAACCUCUGCUAAGUAAUUGGUAAAUUUCUGGGUUUUCUCCUCACAAUUGUAUCCAUUUUAAUCUCAAGUUCUUCCCAUUUGUAGGAAGGAAAGAUGGGUAGAUACUGAUGAAUUCAUAUUAAAAAUGAACCAACGAUGUUCCCAUUAAACCACAGCAACCAAAUUCAACAAUCACAUAUACUUCACUCACGGAGGACCAGCUUGGGAACUGUUACUUCUUGCAUUUUAAGAAGCACAAUAGCUGCCAUAAACCUCUUCAAAAUUUAGCAUUAAUUCCGCUCUUCAUAUUUCUCAACUUCAAAAAUUGCAAAAAAAGAACAAAAACGUGGAGGGGAGAGGAAAAUCGGGGAUUAUGUGGCAUGCAUGAACCUGUCUCCUUCAGCCACCAAUUUUGCAACUUUUGCAAGUCUGGCUUAAGGUGUGGAUGGCCUAUUAACACCAGGCCUGAAGUGUGAACGGCCCCUGGGACCCUGCUGCCAUUGUUAAAGAUGAGAACGCUCAAAAACAAAAAAACAGUUACAAUUUUUGUGAGCCCCACAAAUGAGCCCAGAAUUUUGCGUUCUGAACUGGAAAAAACAAGAUUGUAGAGCUAAGCCCUCCGAGGCUUUCGCAAUUUCAUUUUCUUCCCUAUCUAAAUUUUUCAACUCUUCCAAAUAAACAGAUUUGGCAAGUUCUUUUUUUAUUUUUAUUUUUAAAAGAAGCUCAACAACUUAACAAACAUUUCCCUUGCCUCCAGCUUCCUAAUCGAUAGAAAACAAGGUGCAUUACAAUCAAGCUGGCGCUAUUUUCCCCUUUUAGUUCCACACCCAGGUUUUCUGAUGUGCGCAUCCAGAUGAGAUUCUGCUCCAUAAAUUCCUCCAGCUUGAAUUACAAAUUUGAGGUAAACGAGGGCUUUCUUUAAAAAAAGAAUAAUAAUUAUCAAGACGGAUGUUUUAGAAUUUAGAUUCCAAACUCCGCCUUGCCUUUAGUGCUUCAGCUCCUAGGGGCAGUUUUCUGUUCCUUUAUAAAUCCUAGUCGUGGAGUGACUUCUCACAGCCUGGACUUUCUUCUCAAACUUCGGACUGGUCCACGCCAUUCUUGCCUUCAUCUUCUCCUGCUCCAAAGAUCGCACAGCCAAAGGCUCAAGAGCUUCUCAAGCCAUGUUGUUGCUGUCCUCCCUGCUUUUGAUGGUCGCCUGCUUUCCCCUGGCUGCCAAAGCUGAAGUGGUGCAAGACUUCAAGAAUUGCCUGGAGUUCUUUUUGGAUAAGUUGCCACCCGGAGAUGCUCUGACGCCGGCUAACCCUGCAAGGAUUUGCCAGUUUUACAACAAUGCCUACCGCUUUGCCACCAUGUAUGACCGAGAGAAGCGCAUCCCCAUAUACUCUGCUUACAAAUGCAAACCCGGACAAGGUCCCAGGUACCGAGGUUGGAUGAUCGAGCCUCAGCUGGUAGAUCCCACUUUAGGCAAGAGCAUGGAGGAUGAGCGUCAAGCCAACGUCCCUGCUGAUAUGGUAAAAAAGAGCCAGGCCAUUUCUGAGGAUUACACCCAGUCUUUAAGUAUUGAAAAGGGACACCUGAACCCAGUGGGCCAUCAGCCGGAUGAAGACAGCCGAGCUGCCACUUCCACCCUGACUAACAUCGUGCCCCAGUUCAGCAAACUCAACCAAGAUUCCUGGGCAAACUACGAGAACCGUAUCCGGAAGGAAGCUCUGGCCUGCCUUGACAUGUACGUCAUUGCGGGCGUUGUCCCAGGGAAGGAGUACCUCUCCGACCACUGGAUCAACAAGCCCAGCCACAUCUGGUCUGCAGCGUGCUGCGUGAAGGAUAAUAAUAAGAGGGCUUCGUGGGCGGCCAUUGCCAAAAACAGUGAGAACGAAGUAAAAGAAUGGAGCUUGGAGAAACUACAGAAAAUUCUUGCUGACCUCUACGGGAGGGAGAAAGUCGACCUGUUCAACGGUUCCUGUUAAGAGAUACACAA
Messenger RNA from Thamnophis elegans (Western terrestrial garter snake), 4180 nucleotides. Its product is annotated as endonuclease domain-containing 1 protein-like. Bases 3363 to 4169 code for a protein of 268 amino acids. Lineage: Eukaryota; Metazoa; Chordata; Lepidosauria; Squamata; Natricidae. Gene Ontology annotation, molecular function: hydrolase activity; metal ion binding; nucleic acid binding. The record is from RefSeq and is a predicted model, not a curated record. The transcript is spliced from 3 exons.